Dovyalis caffra is the source of this 1026-nucleotide messenger RNA. The record is from the annotation of a GenBank genome assembly. NCBI's taxonomy places the organism in Eukaryota, Viridiplantae, Streptophyta, Magnoliopsida, Malpighiales, Salicaceae.
AUGGGACCUCCAGCCGCUGAAACCUCGUCCUUUAUGGCUGAUUUCCUCCGCCAUUCAGGCGGCGUCGCCAUUAUCGACGGCGGUCUCGCAACCGAGCUCGAACGACACGGCGCUGAUCUCAACGAUCCCCUCUGGAGUGCCAAGUGUCUCCUUUCUUCCCCUCACCUCGUUCGUAAGGUACACCUUGACUAUCUAGAAGCUGGUGCAGAUAUUAUCAUCACGGCUUCUUAUCAGGCCACCAUUCAGGGGUUUGAGGCUAAAGGUUUCUCUAGUGGAGAAAGUGAAGCCUUGCUCAGGAAAAGCGUGGAAAUUGCUUGUGAGGCACGGGAUAUUUAUUAUGGUAGAUGCCGAGAAGGUUCUUCAGAUGGCGAUACUGAUGGUAGGGUUUUGAAACAGCGAUGCAUUUUAGUUGCAGCAUCUAUUGGAAGUUAUGGAGCUUAUUUAGCUGAUGGAUCUGAGUACAGUGGGAAUUAUGGUGAUGCAGUUACCCUUGAAACCUUGAAAGAUUUCCAUCGCAGAAGGGUACAGAUUCUGGCAGAAUCAGGUGCUGAUCUUAUAGCAUUUGAAACAGUUCCGAAUAAAGUAGAAGCUCAGGCUUAUGCUGAGCUCUUAGAGGAAGAAGACAAAAAGAUUCCUGCAUGGUUCUCUUUUAAUUCCAAGGAUGGAAUUAACGUGGUUAGUGGUGACUCUUUGCUUGAAUGUGCCGCAAUUGCCGAAGCAUGCAAGAAUGUAGUUGCUGUUGGAAUCAACUGCACACCUCCUAGGUUCAUUCACGGACUGAUUUUGUCAAUUAAGAAGGUGACUACCAAACCAAUACUCAUUUAUCCAAACAGUGGGGAGAGUUAUGAUGGCGAUCAAAAGGAAUGGGUGCAAAAUACUGGCGUAUCGGAUCAAGAUUUUGUAUCAUAUGUAAACAAAUGGUGUGAGAUUGGGGCUGCCCUUGUUGGAGGCUGUUGCAGAACAACUCCUAAUACUAUCAGAGCCAUAUACGGUAUUCUUUCCAAUAGAUCUGCUCUAUCCUCGUAG